Messenger RNA from Halteromyces radiatus, 1472 nucleotides. RefSeq lists its product as uncharacterized. The transcript is spliced from 2 exons. Bases 29 to 1417 code for a protein of 462 amino acids. Gene Ontology annotation, molecular function: protein binding. The record is from RefSeq and is a predicted model, not a curated record. NCBI's taxonomy places the organism in Eukaryota, Fungi, Mucoromycota, Mucoromycetes, Mucorales, Cunninghamellaceae.
UUUUUUUUUUCUUUUUUUUUUAUCAAUCAUGCUUCGAUCAGCUUUGGGUCGUCAUUUACCAAAGCCAUCCUUUUUAUGUUUUCAAUCUCUUCGUCAUGAAACACCUAUCUCGAUCCAAAGAUCAAGCAUAAAAACAAUAGUUUAUCAACAGUAUUGUUUAUUCAACAACAGUGCCAUUCAGCUGUACGAACGUAGCAAGAAUAGGGAUAUGAACAACGAUGAUCGUCCAUCAGAAAAGAAGAAAACAUAUGGAAACCGUCGUUUUGUCAAUUUGAAAGAUGCUGAACGUCGUGCUAACCGUCAUUUAUAUACACUACCAAGAGAUGUCUAUGGUACUUCUGAUCGGGUGGCUCAAUUGUUAAAAUUGACUGGCAUUGAUGAAGCUAUUGAAUUCGUACAACAUUUACCUUUGGAUCUACAAUCAACUGUGGUUUGGAAUCAACUUCUUGGCUAUUGUGCUGAGCAUGGAAGAGCAAAUCUUGCUGAAAAAUUGUUUACUCAGAUGCGGAAACGAGGAAUGUAUCCUAGCGAUUGGACCUUUGGACAUUUAUUGACAGCUUUUGCUAAUAGUACAUCUCGUGCAUCAGUAGAAAGAGCAGAAGGAUGGAUACAACGAAUGGAACAAUAUCAAGUGACACCUACAACUUUACAUUACAACAUGUUACUGAAAGUAUAUGAAAAUGCACAACAAUAUAAUCAUGUGGUGGCUAAGGUACGACAAAUGAUGCGUGAUGAUGGAUUAUUACCAUUCCCAGAUAAAGUGACACUCUCCAUUGCAUUGAAAACAUGCCCAGUACUGGUGAACAAUCCCAACAAGGAGAUCAAACGUAUUUGGCAAUAUAUUUUGGAUCGAUUGACCGAACAACAACAACAACAACCAUCAUCAUCAUCAUUAUUAUUAUCAAAUAAGGAUCAUCGAUCUCCAUAUGUCUCGUCUUUACAAGCCAAGGUUGAUAAAUUAUUAUCUACAGAUACGACUUUUCGACAGGAUCAAGAUGCACUACAGGAACAAUCUUUGUCAAAUAGAACACAACGAGAACCUUUAGAUGUGGAUGAUGCUUUGGUGGUGGCUUUAUUAAGAGCUUUGGGAAGAACAAGUAUAAGACAAAAGAAGAAUCAUGAUGGUGAAGAUCAUUUGGCCUUGGUGAUGGAUAUCAUGGAACAAUUGUAUGGCUUACGACCUUUCAACACUUCUAAUAAGAAAUUGGAAUGCUUCAACUUGAAACCAGGGGUCAAGGUAUUAGAUGGAAUUGUACGUUAUUGUGGUGCUAUACGAGAAUUUGAAUUGGGAGAAGCUUAUUUUGAUCUCGCACUUCAACAAUUCCCAAGUUUGGAACCAGAUCAGCAAGCCUAUGAUGCUUAUGCAUGGAUGCAAUCAAAUACCCGACGCAAGAAUAGAAGAAAGGGUGAUCAUUAAAUUAUAGAUUUAGUUAAGAUAGAUUUAUUUUGUCAAUAAAUACUUUUUUUUUAUA